Messenger RNA from Coffea eugenioides, 1194 nucleotides. RefSeq names its product ras-related protein RABE1c. Gene Ontology annotation, cellular component: plasma membrane. Gene Ontology annotation, biological process: regulation of exocytosis; protein secretion. Bases 210 to 860 code for a protein of 216 amino acids. The record is from RefSeq and is a predicted model, not a curated record. The transcript has 9 exons. Gene Ontology annotation, molecular function: GTPase activity; GTP binding. Lineage: Eukaryota; Viridiplantae; Streptophyta; Magnoliopsida; Gentianales; Rubiaceae.
GAAACGGAAAACAAAAUAUUUUAGUUUUUGGGGGAAAAAAAAAAAUUCAACGGCCGACCGGUGCUGACGUUUUAGGGACGCAUCCCCUGUUCCCUCCUCUUUUUCCUCUUCCCUCAUUUAUUAGAUCUCUCUAUUAUUUUCUGUAUUUGUCUCCGAUCUGGUUAUAUAUUUUUCCAUUACAUCGCAUCUGAGAGAUCCAAUCAAAUCAGAUGGCUGCUCCGCCCGCUAGAGCUCGAGCCGACUAUGAUUAUCUCAUAAAGCUCCUCUUGAUCGGCGACAGCGGUGUGGGUAAGAGUUGCCUUCUUUUACGUUUCUCAGAUGGUUCCUUCACCACCAGUUUUAUCACCACUAUUGGGAUCGAUUUCAAGAUUCGUACUAUUGAGCUAGAUGGGAAACGGAUCAAACUGCAAAUAUGGGAUACUGCAGGACAGGAGCGUUUCCGAACAAUCACAACGGCUUAUUAUCGGGGAGCCAUGGGAAUUCUGCUUGUUUAUGAUGUGACAGAUGAGUCAUCAUUUAACAACAUUAGAAAUUGGAUUCGGAACAUUGAACAACAUGCUUCUGACAAUGUCAACAAGAUAUUGGUGGGUAACAAGGCUGACAUGGAUGAGAGCAAAAGGGCUGUUCCGACUUCCAAGGGUCAAGCACUGGCAGAUGAAUAUGGAAUUAAAUUCUUCGAAACUAGCGCAAAAACAAACUUGAACGUUGAGGAGGUUUUCUUUUCAAUAGCUCGGGAUAUCAAGCAAAGACUUGCUGAAACUGACUCCAAGGCUGAGCCCCCAACCAUCAAAAUAAACAAACCAGACCAGGCGGCAGGGGCUGCUCAAGCUGCCCAGAAAUCAGCGUGCUGCGGUUCUUGAGCAUUUCAGUGCGUCUGAGAUAAAUGAUGAGGUGGCUGUCAUGAAAAAGGGUACAAGCUAUGACAGCAAUAUCCUAAUGUUAUCUGUUCUGUUGGGAAACUAAUCUUUGUCAUAACAAUGUUGGUUUUGGUUGUAUUGUUUUGACUAGCAUUUAUUUUAUUCAGCCCUUAGUCGUGUUAUGUUGGCAGCUUUUACUUGAACGGGGAAAAAGUAUACAAGUCUCAUUUUUACUUUGCUAAUUAGUACUUGCUUUGAAGUAAAAGGGGGGGAAAAAAAUCAAACUGUUACUUUUGAUUUGAUAGUUGAAAGUAUGAACACUUGUGUCCUUGUGUUA